AUGAAAGCAUAUCAUCCGAAAAUUAGUUCAUUUGAAGGUAAACUAACAUCAAUGACAAGUACACCCAAAGACAAUAUUAUUGCAUCACGUCCACCUUCAAGUAUAGCUUUUGACAAUUUUAGAAAACAAAAUUCAAUUCAAGAAACAAAUGUAUCUCGUAUAUUUGAUACUAGUUUUGAUGGUUCAACUACAAGUAAUAUAACAAGUGAUACUAGUGAACGAGUAGUUUUACCAAUACAUUCGAUUCAUAGUGAACGUGAUUUAAACGAAUCAAUUUCAUCAAAAAGUAAUCUAGAAGAUACAACAGAAACUACAAAUUUAGAUAGUAUUCGACCAUUAACAAGAGCUAAUUCUAUUAUUCCAACAAGUAAUACAAGUCGAACAUCAAUAUCAAGUACGAUGAGUCGAGAAGUUGAUCAUCGUAUAUCAGUUGGUUUGGCAUCUAUUUUGGAACGACAACGUAGUCCUGAUGUGCUGCUUAAAAAAUGGAUUAAACGACAUGCAUUAACAAAUAAUCCAAAUGAACCUUUACCAAUAACUGAAAGAGAUAAACGUCUAUUACGUGUAGGUGAUAAAGAUGAUCUUAAUCGUAUAUUUGGAUUAGAAAAUUCGACAAAUACGAUUAAAGAACAAGUAAGAGCACGUCAAAUUCUUAAGGCUGAACGUAAACCUGUAGUAAAUGUUAAACGUCGAGCAUCAGCAAGUGCUAAAUUCACUAAUGCUAAAGAGCAUGCACAAAUAUUACAUCAAUAUAAACGAGACGUAAAUGAUUUCACUGAGGAACAAGCUAUUGUUCUAAAUAAUAGACUCCAACAACUAGACAAUGGUCGUCUUAUUUAUUAUCAAUCAAAAUUAAAUGCUAUGCAACAACAUAUGCCAAAAUCAACUCUGAUUAGUUCAUUACUAAAUAAAAUACGUUUUGAUGAAAGUAAAAAGAAAAUAAAUCCUGUUCAUCUCAAAUAUCAACCAUGGUAUAUUGAUUUAUUAGAAAUGGUUGAACCUGAUUAUUCUAAAGAUCAUUUAAUAAAACUUCUUUUAAAAGAAUUAAAAGAAUAUGCUGACCCUGGUAAUAUACCGACUCCUCCUGGAUUUAAAAAGGUUCUUCAUGAUUUAAAAGCACAUGAAAUUUGUCAUCCAGAUAUAAUGGCUGCUAUAGAAUUUACACGUGUUCAUAUAGUAAAAAUGACUACCGAAGAUUUUGAUUCAUUUUUUCGUAAACAAUUUCCACAUGUUACAAGAUAUGUUACGCCUACAGCGGAAGAUCAGAAUAGUGAUCAGGAUGAAACAGCAUCCGAUAUAUGA
Molecule: messenger RNA, 1302 nt
Organism: Adineta steineri
Lineage: Eukaryota; Metazoa; Rotifera; Eurotatoria; Adinetida; Adinetidae
Source: the annotation of a GenBank genome assembly